GCCAAGGCCGAUACCUCAAAGACAAGUGUUCAGGGGCCAAGACGCGCCAGUGCUGCAUGCCAGUCCAAGCCUGGAGCAUGCUUUGUGCCGGUCACCACAACAGAGUCAGGGCCUGUGAUGCAUACGGCUGUGGAGCUUUUAACUCCCAAAGAGGUAAUGGCCUUUAUAAAGCAGUGGACCUUGUAUGUGAUGACUAUUCGAUCAUCAACACACCAUUUUCAGGCUCUCUGGCCGGUCCAGUGAGUCGGAAAGACCCAGCUGGUUAUCAGUUUGAUGGAGUCAAACUUCUCAGUGAUGUACACUGCGUGAAGAUCUUCAACAUCCGUCCUUAUCGUUACUCCGGCUCGGUAACUCAAGGAGAGGCCUUGGGCUAUUUACUGCCACUGCAAGAACAGUUCCCUGGCAUCACAUCACACCUGGAGCUGCAAAUGUGUGAUGGUACUGAUCCUUCACCCUUCAUAUAAACCUUUAUUUCCAUGUGUUAUACAACUGAGGCACCGUGCGUCCUUGUCUUUUUUACAUGUGGUGCAUGCCCCUGCAUAUAAAAUCCCUAAUGCUAAAAAGAAUUUAUAUAGACUUAUUUGCUUUCCUAUUUCUUACUAUGAGCAACUUUUACUUGGCUACUCUGACACUUUUUGUAAGUGUUAAUUCUUCUUAUUCUCUAUUAUAGCCAUAAAAAAUGUUGGUCUCUAUUUCUACAAUAACUUAACAAAGAUGCACUGUAUUGUUUUUCCUCACAAUAACAUUUAUUUAAAACACAUUUCUACAAACUUGUGAUGACCAGCGUUACUAUACUUGAUAACUGUCUGUCUCCAUUUCUCAGUUUUUACAACUAUUUAAAUUUUUUGUAAUACUUUAUAUCGAAUACAAACAAAAGGAUGUUUUCUAAAAAGUCACGAGUCAUAUGUUUAACA
This is a messenger RNA of Pelmatolapia mariae (spotted tilapia), 914 nucleotides long. RefSeq names its product myeloid protein 1-like. The transcript is spliced from 4 exons. NCBI's taxonomy places the organism in Eukaryota, Metazoa, Chordata, Actinopteri, Cichliformes, Cichlidae. The record is from RefSeq and is a predicted model, not a curated record. The coding region runs from base 57 to 464 and encodes 135 amino acids.